UCGAACGCUGGAGGCUUGUCGUAGGUAGGGUCGAGGUUGGUAGGACAAACUUGUAGGUGAUGGCCUGAAGUUGAGUCAGUUGAGAUUCUUCAUGCCAUGCUCUUUGUGUAUUUGAUGUGCUCGAUAGGUAGGAGCUUUGAUGACAAUUCUCCAUGGAGAUUGUAUCAGAGCUGGGCCAUUCAUACCUUUCUCUCCACAGCGGUUGCAGGUAUAAUAAGCUGGGGGUGGGUCGUGGUAGCUAUCAGUCAUCUUUCUCUUCAAUGUUUCCUUCUCAAGCUUGUCCAUGUAUCCAUAACGAGGGCUGUUCUCCUUAAACCUCGAACCGGACGGGCGUCGGUUCUCGUCGUAACUCAUUUUGUCUGUUUCGUCGGAAUCGUUGUAGCGAGUUCCGUUGCAAGUAUUUGUUCUGUCUUCCGUUGCCGAUUUGGAAUUUACUUUCGUUGCGGCUGUCUUCACUUUUGUGGCGCCUUCUCUUUUGGGUUUUGUAGCGAGCCAGGCACAUGGGUUGCUAAAUGUCCGUCGCGAACUCAGAUCUCCUAUAGUUGCUAUGUCUCCUCAUACGUUCAGAGCUUUUCAGUCACUUUUUGAAUUCCACGAGAUGAAUGGCUUGUCACCUGUGGACAGUGUCUGUUUGACGGCCAGACACUAAGUGAUUAUAUUUUCUGACACCUGCAAUCUGACUUUGUUCAAGGAUUGCAUGGGAACAUGUGCGUACCCGUAACCUGUUUGGAACUAGAUAGGAAGUCAUUCUUCAUUGGUACUCAAUAUUCUAGGCCGUUCUUUAAGUGGUCUUCGCAAGUCCUCCUUGUCAACAGAUGAUUUCAGACGGCACCUUGCAUACUUCUCACCAAACUUUACAUUGAAGAUGUUUUCCAUUGAGCAAUGACUUCUUCCCUGUUUGUCACUUAGCUAAUCGGACAGUGUAGCCAACGCAGUGCAUGUUG
Mollisia scopiformis is the source of this 944-nucleotide messenger RNA. RefSeq lists its product as uncharacterized. NCBI's taxonomy places the organism in Eukaryota, Fungi, Ascomycota, Leotiomycetes, Helotiales, Mollisiaceae. The transcript has a single exon. The record is from RefSeq and is a predicted model, not a curated record. Bases 97 to 588 code for a protein of 163 amino acids.